Quercus robur (English oak) is the source of this 1582-nucleotide messenger RNA. Its product is annotated as cell division protein FtsY homolog, chloroplastic. Gene Ontology annotation, cellular component: membrane. The record is from RefSeq and is a predicted model, not a curated record. Gene Ontology annotation, biological process: SRP-dependent cotranslational protein targeting to membrane. Gene Ontology annotation, molecular function: GTPase activity; GTP binding; signal recognition particle binding. Bases 71 to 1180 code for a protein of 369 amino acids. NCBI's taxonomy places the organism in Eukaryota, Viridiplantae, Streptophyta, Magnoliopsida, Fagales, Fagaceae. The transcript has 12 exons.
UAUCUGAAAUGGCAGUGCCCAAUGAAAAAGGCUAUCUCACACUCUCACAGGUUUGAGAGAGAAGGCAAAAAUGGCAGCUUCCUCUGCUAACCUCUCGCUCCUCUCCAAACCUUCAACAGCUUCGUCACCACCACACCUUCUCUUUAACCUCCCUAAGACCCUCUCCGCCAAUCCCCGACCCGGAACUUCCCGGUUCAAAUGCUCGGCCGGGCAGACCGGGUUCUUCACCCGGCUGGGGCGUUUGAUUAAAGAGAAGGCCAAGAGUGACGUGGAGAAGGUAUUCUCGGGCUUCUCAAAAACCCGCGAGAAUCUCGCCGUCAUCGACGAGCUCCUACUCUACUGGAACCUCGCUGAUACAGACAAAGUCCUCGACGAACUCGAAGAGGCUUUACUAGUGUCUGAUUUUGGGCCAAGGAUCACCAUUAAGAUUGUGGAGAGCUUGCGGGAAGAUAUAUUGUCGGGAAAGCUUAAGUCAGGGAGUGAGAUUAAGGAUGCAUUGAAGAAGAGUGUGUUGGAAUUGAUAACUACGAGGGGUAGUAAAACCGAGCUUCAACUCGGAUUCAGGAAACCAGCCGUGGUUAUAAUUGUUGGUGUCAAUGGAGGUGGCAAGACAACAUCACUUGGAAAACUGGCCUAUAGACUGAAAAACGAAGGGGCCAAGAUACUGAUGGCAGCAGGUGAUACUUUUAGAGCAGCCGCUAGUGAUCAGCUGGAGAUAUGGGCUGAGAGGACUGGGUGUGAGAUUGUUGUGGCUGAAAAAGAUAAGGCUAAAGCAUCAUCAGUUCUUUCACAAGCUGUGAAAAAAGGGAAAGAACAAGGUUUUGAUGUAGUUUUAUGUGACACAUCUGGACGUCUCCACACUAAUUUCAGUCUGAUGGAAGAGUUGAUUGCCUGUAAAAAAGCUGUGGGGAAAAUUGUUCCAGGUGCACCAAAUGAGAUCCUGCUAGUUUUGGAUGGGACAACUGGUUUGAACAUGCUACCACAAGCAAGGGAGUUCAAUGAAGUGGUUGGAAUUACGGGAUUGAUUUUGACAAAACUUGAUGGUUCUGCCAGAGGUGGCUGUGUGGUCAGUGUGGUUGAUGAGCUUGGCAUCCCUGUAAAGUUUGUGGGUGUUGGAGAAGGUGUUGAAGACCUUCAACCCUUUGAUGCGGAGGCCUUUGUUAAUGCCAUAUUUUCAUAAAGCGUAAAAAGUGGCCAGCAAAUUAACCGGUUUUUCUCUUUACAAUUCAGCAGCAGCGCUCAGCAUAAUAGCAAAGACACUAUAAUGAAAGCAAGCAAAGCAAUAAAAGAUAAAAGAGAGCCCGAAGUAAAGAGGUUAACCUUGAGGCCACUCUUUUAAAGAUGCAUUAUUAUACUAGAGUGUGAAGAAGUGACCUGGGGCUGCGGAGUAAAAUAGCUGUUGUUGAGACUCUGCACACAAUUCUUUUCUGCUUUUUGUGGCUGACAGUGGUGACAAUUUGGUCUGUGUGAGAGAACAGAGAAUCUCUAGUUGAUCACUAGUUUAACUUAUUUUUUCCCAUGUAAAAAAAAGAGUAAAAAUAGUACUACUGAUAAUGUGAAAUUCAUGCAUCAUUGUUUCCAA